Bufo bufo (common toad) is the source of this 2106-nucleotide messenger RNA. RefSeq names its product mono-ADP ribosylhydrolase 2 (gene MACROD2). NCBI's taxonomy places the organism in Eukaryota, Metazoa, Chordata, Amphibia, Anura, Bufonidae. Gene Ontology annotation, biological process: peptidyl-glutamate ADP-deribosylation; DNA damage response; purine nucleoside metabolic process. The record is from RefSeq and is a predicted model, not a curated record. Bases 231 to 1622 code for a protein of 463 amino acids. Gene Ontology annotation, molecular function: ADP-ribosylglutamate-[protein] hydrolase activity. The transcript is spliced from 21 exons. Gene Ontology annotation, cellular component: nucleoplasm.
CGUGCGAGGGUUUGUAAGGGGCGUGACCCGCUGGUGUCAGAGCCGGGGAGCUUCUCCUGCCUGUACAUAGCUGUGGUGUGUGGUGGUCAGCCUGCGCCCUAACAUUCAGGGGUCCUGCCUGUGCUCCCCUCUACUCCUCUCUUGUGUCACACACACUACUUCCUGUGAGCCUGGGGAACUCGCAGCCCAAAUCCUACACCCAGCAGCAGCACAGCAGCAGCAGCAGCAGCAUGUACCCCAGCAGCAGCAAGAAGAAAAAGAUAUGGAGAGAAGAGAAAGAUCGUCUUCUGAGUAUGUCGCAGGCUGAGAGGCGCAAAGAGCUGUGCAAGGAAUACAUACCUCUGGACAACAUUCCCUCACUACUGGAAGAGCUGCAGAAACCAGCGGGUGGCGAUGACAAACGAGAAAUUAGCAGCUUGUGUGACAAAGUGUCACUUUACAAAGGGGACAUCACCCAGCUGGAAGUUGACGCCAUUGUGAAUGCGGCAAACUCAAGUCUUCUUGGCGGUGGGGGAGUGGACGGCUGUAUACACAGAGCCUCGGGGACUUUUCUGAAUGCCGAAUGUCGCACACUUGGAGGUUGUCCCACUGGUCAAGCAAGAAUCACUUGUGGGUAUGAUCUGCCAGCAAAAUAUGUUAUUCACACUGUUGGUCCUAUAGCAAGAGGACAAUUAAGCGGCCUUCACAAAGAGGACCUUGCAAACUGCUACAAGUCUUCUCUCGCUCUGGUAAAAGAUAACAACAUCAGAUCAAUAGCUUUUCCCUGCAUUUCUACAGGAAUUUAUGGAUUUCCAAACGAGCCAGCAGCUAUCAUAGCUAUCACCACUGCCAAAGAAUGGUUGAAGAAUAAUCGGGAAGAGAUAGAUCGCAUAAUCUUCUGUGUGUUUCUGGAAGUUGACUAUAAAAUAUACAGAAAGAAAUUGGCUGAGUUUUUCCUAAAAGAUGCAGAUGAAGACACUGAAGAUAAUAAGAAAGAGGAGAGGCCCCAACUCAGCAAGAAGAUCACUGAGGAUGUCAAAGCAACAGAUAAAAAUGCACAAUCACCUCCAACAAAGAAAUGUAAAGCCAAAAAGACUGAUAUACAGGACAAACCAGAUGAUGCUGAAGAAGACAAGAAAGAACUUCCUCCAGAUGCAGAAAAUGCUGGAGACCUCAAGGAGACUACUACUGACUCAGGCACACAGGAAAUGAAGGAGACCAGUCCAGGUUCAGAUGAUGAAUCUUGUGCAGAGACAGAUAAUGCGCAAGAAUUUAAAGCAGAAAUCACCGGCCGCAAUGUAGAGUCAGAACAACCUGAGGGCUCAUUACCUACUACCGUAGAUGUGGAGAUGGCAGAAACAUCUCAAGACCAAGAAGUUUCUAUGGAUAAAGAAAGUAGCAAUGAAGAUGAAAUGAACACAGAACUUCAAGUUCAGUGUGGAGAUAUUUCUAAAACGACGCUCUCUACCCACCUAGAAGAUGAACAAAAUGAACGAAACCAUGAAGAUCAAGGAACCAUUCCAGUUACUGAUACAUGCACUCAACCAGAGACUGAAGGCCCUGGAGAUGUUCAUAUGCUUAGCCAGAACAUAGACAGACCCUAUGAUGAUGGGGGAGAGAAUACUGGUACACAAGAGAAAUAAGAAGAUAAAGGAGAGCAACAAAGCGAGAUGACAGAUGAGACUUCCAAUAGUAGAAGACAAGACUUUGCUAGAUUGUUACUUUCAGGGCUAAUGGUUAUAUGAUAGGGAUAUUACUUGAUAAUUUAUCUUCUAAUUCUCAUUUAAACAAUAUAAAUUUGAUGCAUUAUUUUCCUUUUGCUCUUGCUUUUAGGUUUAGGUCCUCUUAUUCUUGGUAAAAUUACAUCCAAGUUAAAACUUAUCUUCUGGGUGAUGAUCCUUUAUAAAUUUAAAGUUGAUGUUAAUCAUCUGCCUACUUUCAGCUUUAUUUCAAUUUUUUUUUCUAAUUCGCUCAGUGAGUUGGCUUGGCCACAUGUCAUUCAAUGUUGACUGAUACAAUAAUUAGUAGAGGCAUCCUAUGACACAUCUUAUGCCUCAGUGGAUAAGCCUCAUGGGUUUCCUAACGUGAUUUUUACUUCUUUCUAAGUUACAAUCUGCUAAUACAUGA